AUACAGACAAAAACAGACAAAGGGAAAUGUAUUAAUUUUUAACAUGUUACUCCAGCUUCUUUUUUACUGUUAGUUAUUUUAUGACUCCCCUUUUGAAAAAGAGUAGAUUUGGGUGAAUGAAAAAGCAAUGAGUGGGUUGGAAUAGCCAAGGGAAUGAGGGAGGAGUUUGAAGGGAAGAGCACAAACCAAAGGGAGGGGCGCUGUUUUUGUCUUCAGCUGUAACAAGACAAGACCGAGCAAAUGCCUGCAGAUUUUUCCACUUUUUCAUUCUGCUGUCUCUUGUUUUCUGGCUUAUUACUUGUGGAGCGCAUCUAAAUCCCCUACUGGUACCAUGGAUAAAUUCCAGACAGUCCUACGUUUCUUCAUGAACCAGAAAGCCACAAUUGGCUACAGUUUUAUGGCUCUCCUGACGAUAGGCGGGGAGCGAGUCUUCUCCAUGGUCUCCUUUCAGUGUCCCUGCAACCAUGACCAGAACUUUGCCUAUGGGGUCACAUUUCUGCUUGGACCCGCGGCUGUGCUUCUGGUCUUGGGUCUGUUCUUCAGUGCCAGGUUGUGGAGGCUUUACACUGGGUGCUGCCUCAAUCCCAUGAAGCUUUGUCCCCGUGGAAGAUGCUUUGGAUGCUUCAGAGUGUUAAUGAGCAUCUUUACAGGAGCUUGUGUGGCUCCUAUAAUGUGGCUCUCUGUGGCCCUGCUCAAUGGCACUUUUUAUGAGUGCGCUGUCAGUGGUCUCGACGAAAACCUGGUGGUGGAUCUGUUCUGUAAAAACAAGACCAUGAAGUGUCGGGAGGAGCUAGCCAGAGUUCCCUGUGGCAGGUCCAAGUUAUCUGAUGAGGAGCGCAUGGAUCUGCUGCUGAUGUUCAGGGCCCAAUCUCAGAUUCUGGGUUGGUGCAUUAUCAUCAUCGCAGCUACAUUUGGGCUUCUUGGAACCUGCUACACUAACUGUCGUUCCAAAGUUAGCUUCCUGCAGCUCACAUUCUGGAAACGUUAUGUGGAGCAAGAAAAGGAGCACUUCGAUGCCUACACUCUGAAGUAUGCCUCCAAACUGGCUGAAAGAAACCUACAAAGUUUCUUUGAGAACAAGGAUCCCGUUCCAAUCCCUUUCCCCAACCACAAGGCCUGGGAGCAGAUCUCAGCACUCUACACUUUCUCAAGGAGCGAACAAUAUUACAGUACCUUGCAACGUUACGUGGAGAAAGCAGACAGGGACUUUGCUCCAGAGAAGAGACCUGUCAUGGACUUGGAGCAUGGAAUUGAAAUGAAAUAGACAUUUUUGUGUGUGUGACUAAAACAGCAGACUGGGGAGACUAUUACAGAACCAUUGAAGGGCUCAACCACUCUAUUUCACUGCCUUGUUACUGUUAAGGCUUUCUAUUAAUUCUACAAAGGCCAUACAUUGGAUCUGCACAUACGUAUGUAAAUAACAUUAAAAAAACUUAAUAAGUUGCAAAUAAUAUUCACUUAUUAUAUGACUGACAAUACUGUGGUUUUGGUAUAUCUACUGACAAGUCUAAGUACUUUCCGAGUUUGAAUGCAACACUUUGAUAAUGGUGGAUACAUUUGAGUGUUGAAAAAAAUUGCAUGAUCUCUGUAUAAAAACAUGCACUUAAACUUGUAUAUGUAAAACGAACACACCAUCUUUAACAUGGUAGUGUGACAGUUAAACAUGCAUUGGUACAUCUGUGUGAAUAGAUGCAGGAAAAUGUUUCUUUUGUGUAAACAACGUACAGUAACUUUUUUUUGUUUUGUUCUUGGGAGUCCCAAAGUCAAUUUUUACAACUCAAUAAUGCAUUUGUUAAAUACAUUUGCUAACUGACAUGGUUAAAAGCUAAAGAAGCUGAGCCAAUGAAUUGUUACAGCUGUUAAAACGCACAUUUGCAUCGUUUAAAUAAACUUUGAGUGUGUGUCCAUUUCUACAGUGAGAGAACAGUAGGACCUCACUGACCCUGUCUGUUUUUCCACCAAUAAAAAAGGUGUACAAGUC
Molecule: messenger RNA, 1981 nt
Organism: Phyllopteryx taeniolatus (common seadragon)
Lineage: Eukaryota; Metazoa; Chordata; Actinopteri; Syngnathiformes; Syngnathidae
Product: calcium homeostasis modulator protein 5-like
Exons: 2
Coding region: 332-1264 (310 amino acids)
Molecular function (GO): monoatomic cation channel activity
Source: RefSeq, a predicted model, not a curated record